CAAAUGGAAUUCCAUUUGGAACCCAUACCAGCCUUAGCCCCUUCUACUUUUUGGCCAAGUUUUGCUUCACAUGUACGCUACGACGAGCCCUCCUCCGUCCUCCAACGGCAACAUUUUUGGGACGAUGAUCUGUUAUUCUGUUCCGAGCGAUCCACAAAAUAAGUCUCGUUCCAGCUUAUUCAAGUAUUCAUCUCCUCAGUACGUGUUAUUGAUCUCUGUUUCUUGGCACUAGCCAAUGCUAUGGUUGGUCAUCUGAAGUGGGGGAGCACUGUUAUACCUGUCAAUCAAUAAAGUGACAAGUCUGCUACCAGUUCUCCAAGGUGAAUAGGCUAAACCCUUGGCCGCGGUCGUUUAACCUUGUUCAAUUAAAAGGACGAUUUCUAUGGUUUCUUAUGACGGUAGAUUCAGUCACUUUCUGGUGAAUUGAGUAAUCUCAUAGGAGAGGACAUGAAUUAUGGUUGCUAUUGAUUAAAGCUGCUAUUCAUGACGAAUGCUGUGUCAUGUAGCACCAGAGCUGUUACUAAAGAGCAACACAUACUUUAAAGAUUCAGGCACCAAUACCAUGGAGACUGUUUUUUCCAAGAUGUUUCCCCCAGUGGCAUUGAAGGGCCAGCAGAUUGAAUAUAAUCCGGAGGAACUUGAUGAAUUGCUGGGACAGGUUGAAAUAUGGCACUACAUGACCAGCUUCACCGACUCCGUCGCCCUCAAAGUUGCGGUGGAGCUCCGCAUAGCUGACAUUAUCGACCGCCAUGGCCAACCCAUGACCCUUCAAAAGAUCAUCGACAACAUCGACGGUGCUACCGACCCUGAAAUCACCUUCCUCUUUCGUGUCAUGCGAGUUCUUGUCCGCCGAAAGAUCUUCUCCGCCCAACAAACCGACUCCGGCGAGACCCUUUACGGCUUGACCCGUGCUUCCAAAUGGCUCCUCCGUGACACCAAAAUGACCCUCUCCCCCAUGCUUCUCCUCGAGAACCACCCCAUCCACCUGAACCCCGCUCACUACAUUAGCCAAUGCAUCAAAGAAGGCACUAAAAACGGCACUGCUUUUUUCAAGUGCCAUGGCCACGAGCAAUUCGACCUCACCGGUUUGGACCCCGAGUACAAUAAGUUGUUCAACGAGGGCAUGGUCUGCACCGCUAGGGUUACGUCCAAGGCUGUUAUUUCGGGCUACAAGGAUGGUUUCAACAAGAUCCAUUCCUUGGUGGACGUAGGAGGCGGCAUCGGAGGAUCACUCUCUGAGAUUGUUCGAGCUAACCCCCACAUCAAAGGCAUCAACUUUGAUCUUCCCCACGUGGUCGCCACUGCACCAAAAUACGACGGAAUCACUCACGUCGGGGGAAACAUGUUCGAGUCCAUCCCUGAAGCCGACGCUAUCUACAUGAAGUGGAUUUUGCAUGACUGGAGCGACCAGCACUGCAUUCAGAUAUUGAAGAACUGCAGAAAAGCGAUCCCCGAGAAGACAGGGAAAGUGAUAAUAGUGGACCAUGUUCUGCAACCGGAAGGCAACAACGGGCUGUUCGACGAGGUAGGGUAUGCAUUUGACAUGAUGCUGCUGGCUCACAACGCUGGUGGAAGGGAAAGGACUGAGCAGGACUGGAAGAGGCUGUUCGAAGAAACUGGCUUCCCUCGGUACAACAUCAUCAAGAUCAAGGCUCUCCAAUGCAUCAUCGAGGCCUUCCCAAUCUGAGGAUCCAUUAUCCACUCGGCAUUGUUUAGCCUUUGGGGGUUUAUUAAUGAACGUAGCCAACUAUUGAAUAAAUCGCCCCUCUGGGCUGGGAUUUGUAGGUGUGCUAUGAUCCUGCGGACUACGGUGUGUUUGUGUGUAAGUGAGUGACUGCAUGUGAGGGUAUGUGAACCCUCCGUGAAUUGUAAUGCUCCUAUUUCUACGUAAUGGUGAAAUAUCUUUGGUAUGUAAAAUGCUCAC
This is a messenger RNA of Neltuma alba, 1924 nucleotides long. Its product is annotated as (R,S)-reticuline 7-O-methyltransferase. Gene Ontology annotation, molecular function: O-methyltransferase activity; protein dimerization activity. The coding region runs from base 491 to 1687 and encodes 398 amino acids. The transcript has 6 exons. Lineage: Eukaryota; Viridiplantae; Streptophyta; Magnoliopsida; Fabales; Fabaceae. The record is from RefSeq and is a predicted model, not a curated record.